This is a messenger RNA of Anastrepha obliqua, 439 nucleotides long. RefSeq names its product larval cuticle protein 9-like. Bases 25 to 372 code for a protein of 115 amino acids. The record is from RefSeq and is a predicted model, not a curated record. NCBI's taxonomy places the organism in Eukaryota, Metazoa, Arthropoda, Insecta, Diptera, Tephritidae. The transcript has 2 exons.
GCACAAAUCACUGAGCAUAAAAAAAUGAAAUUUUUGAUUGUUUUCGCUUGCCUAUUGGCCGCUGUCUUCGCCAACGAGGAUGCAAAUAUACUCAAAAAUGAACAAGAAGUUGAGCCUGAUCACUUCCAAUACAUACUCCAACUCGACAAUGGUGUGAGUUUGCAACAACAAGGUCAUUUAGUGGGUGAUGAUGUAUGGAAUGUGGAUGGCAAGUUCGAAUUCAUUUCCCCCGAGGGCGAACACGUUGACUUGGCCUAUACAGCUGAUGAGACUGGUUACCAUCCAGAUCCCAACAACAAAUGGAUCCAUCCUAUCCCUGAACACAUCAUCCGAUCAAUUGAAUACAUUAAGAACCAUCCAAGCAAAGAAUAAACUAUGCAGGAGUAGAUGUGGUUGAAUUUAAAUUGUUGAUUAAAUGCUGAACGCAAAUGCAUAGGUG